GGAACUAUGCCUCCGAAAGUGACUUCUAGUGUUUGGAAGUAUUUCACUAAAACUGAGGAUGGUAAAAGUGUUGUGUGUAACUUGUGUAGUGUGAAACUUGUGUAUUGUGGUGGGACCUCAAAUCUAAGGAAUCACAUGAAGAAGCAUCCUGUGUGCAGUCCGCCAUCAACUCCGUCUAAGACCCCCCUGAAGCAGACGACACUUGACGUCACCGUUUCUUGUGCGGUGACGGACUGGGUCGUACGUGACUGCCUUCCACUCAGCGUCGUCGACGGCCAGGGGUUCCGUGAUAUGAUGGCCUUGGCGGCACCGUCUUAUACAGUACCUACCCGGCCGACAGUUCGUGCGAGGGUUGAGAAGAGGUACGCCGACGAACGCUCCAACCUCAUCUCCCGGCUCGAGAAGGCGACGUCUGUCUCCCUCACGACAAUCACGUGGACGUCCAACUCUACCGAGAGUUUUAUCACCGUGACAGCCCACUACCUUGACGCCGAAUGGAUCCUCCAUUCGGACGUCUUGAUGACCAGAGCAAUGCCAGAGCGUCACCCAGCCGAGAACAUCGCGUCCCGCCUACAAGAAUGCGUAAGGGGGUUCGGUCUCACGGGCAAGGUUGAAUGCUGCGUCCAUGACAACGCCUGCAACAUACAGAAGACCAGCACACUCUGUCCAGAGUGGGGAGACCACUCCUGCUUCGCCCAUACCCUCCAGCUCUGCAUCAAGCCAGUCCUCGAACUUCCUUCUGUCUCCAAGGUCCUGGGCAAGUGUCGAAAGCUGGUAGGGCAUUUCAAGCACUCAACGACAGUCACCGCUGAGCUACACCGUCGCCAGGAGCGGAUGCAGAAGGAGGGCGAGAAGCAACCGACACUGGCCCUCAUCCAGGACGUCCCCAAGAGGUGGAAUUCCACGCAGCUGAUGUGUAACCGCCUCGACAAGCUACGCCGGUCACUGACAUCAUGCUUGACGAUGACGUCACGAAGAAGGCCGACCGCGAUCUCCUUCUGAGAGACGGCGAGUGGGGUAUCGUUGCCGACAUAUGCACAGUCCUUGGGCCGUUCACCCACGUGACCACCUUCAUGAGUAAGGACAAGGACGUA
Mya arenaria is the source of this 1094-nucleotide messenger RNA. Its product is annotated as E3 SUMO-protein ligase ZBED1-like. Lineage: Eukaryota; Metazoa; Mollusca; Bivalvia; Myida; Myidae. The record is from RefSeq and is a predicted model, not a curated record. The transcript has 2 exons. The coding region runs from base 7 to 1002 and encodes 331 amino acids. Gene Ontology annotation, molecular function: DNA binding.